Messenger RNA from Suillus paluster, 971 nucleotides. RefSeq lists its product as uncharacterized. The transcript has 4 exons. The record is from RefSeq and is a predicted model, not a curated record. Bases 354 to 971 code for a protein of 205 amino acids. Lineage: Eukaryota; Fungi; Basidiomycota; Agaricomycetes; Boletales; Suillaceae.
GAUAUUGACUAGGAAACAUGAUGUAUGAGUAACUUUCGUCUUGAUUGAACGUUGAAAGCCUCGUGGCAUAGGCAUAACACGAUGCACGCCAGUCCCGGAAAGGACUGCCGCGGAUCAGAUCAACUGUUUGCUUCAGUAGUCACCAUAUAUUACUCGUUCACUUGAAAAAUUGACAAGACAUGCACUGGUAGUUGUUCCUUCUUGUCUCGUUUAAUUGUGGCCUGCCUCAGGGCCACUCUGUUCGGUCGAUAUAUGUGCUCUCUUGGUUGUUCGAACUUCAGGCCAUACAUGAUUGAACUCAGAAACACCCUGCGGAUAAAUAACCUGCGCUAAAUGAGACUCCGCAGGAUGAUAUGAACGUUGCGGGACGACAAACACGGCGGACCGUUUAUGCCAUCUGUAGGACUUCCGUAGAACGCGUGAGCGUCGAGUUGGAGCCAGACCUAAGCCCCGAGCCCAAGCCCGAAUUGGAUCCGGACCUAAGCCCCGAGUUAAAUCUAGGCGCCCAAAGCCCCGCCAAAACCCGUGCUACAGUCGCUUUACCGACACCAUUAGAACCUGUUAUCACGAGGUGCAUGCAUGACUUGAGGGUUAGGGUUCGUCCAUGGUUCGGUCCAUGGUUCCAAGUUUUGGCCGGACCGAACCGAAAUGAGGUUCGCGGUCCGCUGUCUCCCGAACCGUUCGGACAUAGGUUCGGACCUUCCCGAACUGUUCCGAACCCCGAACCAAUGCUUCCUUGCGAUAUCGGUGAGGCAUACAACUGUUCUACUUCGACUUCUGCCCUCAUGGUCACUCUGACUUUUGCGAUCCUCAAGAAUUUCACUGGCUUUGAUUCCUGUCCAGAGGCUCGCAUUUCGCCCCCCCGGCCGUUAGAUAAAGUAUCCUCUAAUGCAGGCUUCGGAGACGGCUGGCUGUCCAACUUUGCGAUAUCGGUGUCUGGAGUUGGAAUCACACCACAGGACUCAGUCUGA